Molecule: messenger RNA, 4334 nt
Organism: Anguilla rostrata (American eel)
Lineage: Eukaryota; Metazoa; Chordata; Actinopteri; Anguilliformes; Anguillidae
Product: phosphatidylinositol 4-phosphate 5-kinase type-1 beta-like
Exons: 14
Coding region: 883-2526 (547 amino acids)
Biological process (GO): phosphatidylinositol phosphate biosynthetic process
Cellular component (GO): plasma membrane
Molecular function (GO): 1-phosphatidylinositol-4-phosphate 5-kinase activity
Source: RefSeq, a predicted model, not a curated record
AAGCAAACACUGUACUGUCUUAGAACCAACAACACCUGAAUUAUCCUUGCAAUUUAUUGGUACAAUAACCAUAAACGGACUUCAGGGCAGCGCUAGGGGGUGGCAACUUGUACCCGCACCUGUUAUAGGAAGAGGAAAUUUUCAACACUGAUGCUGCUGCUCGCUCAGGGAGGGGCGGGGGUGCGGCGCGCUUCUUUGGGGUCUCCUGAGCACAGUCUUUGCCUCUCUAUCGCCUCUCCAGCAUGUAUUCCUUGAACAGCAUCAAACUCUGAAAAAUCACAAUUUUUUAAUUCAGUAACAUAUAUAUUCCACAAGGAUGAAAAUUCUCACAACGGAAAGUAUUUCAACAUCUUGGCUUCCUUUGAUAAGAGGGUGAGGGUUUUCUGGAACAGGGCCAGCGAUCUUCAGACUCCAGGAUCAGGAUAGCAAUGCAGAGGCCUUAAACCUCCAAUCAUAAAUGAUGCCUCAAACCAGCAUGCGGCAAAGCUUUAAACCAGGAUACAGCAAAGCUUUAAACCAGGAUACAGCAAAGCUUUAAACCAGCGCACAGCAAAGCUUUAAACCAGCGUGCUGCGAAGCCUUAAACCAGCACACAGAAAACCUUAAACCAACAGAGAGUGAAGCUUAAACCAGCAAACACUGAAGCUUAAACUAGCAUUUAGUGAAGCCUUAAACCAGUGAACAUAGCACAUCUGCCCUGACAUCUUCAAUCCUGAGCUCCAGCCCCACAUUCACAAUAAGGACGCCUCCAGGUCAAAUACAGCACGCUGGUAAGAUAGUAAGGACAGUAACUGCAUAUUAAAAAUUGCUCUCAAGACAGUGAGAAGGCAGUGCCCUCUCUAUCUCUGAGCGAGUGGCUGUAUUUUAACCCAAAAGAUAAAGAUGUCAUCUGUCAACACUGAAAAUGGACCAGGACAGACCCAGAGCAGGAGCCGUGACAAAACACUGAAGAAGCCCACCUCGUCUGCGCUGAGCGGUGCGAUUCAGCUGGGCAUCGGCUACACCGUGGGCAACCUGACCUCCAAGCCAGAUCGAGAUGUGCUCAUGCAGGACUUCUACAUGGUGGAGAGUGUCUUCAUGCCCAGCGAAGGGAGCAACUUGACCCCGGCUCAUCACUAUCCGGACUUCCGCUUCAAAACCUACGCCCCCAUGGCCUUCCGCUACUUCCGCGAGCUUUUCGGGAUCAAGCCCGACGACUACCUGUACUCCAUCUGUAAUGAGCCCCUGAUCGAGCUCUCGAACCCCGGGGCCAGCAGCUCUUGGUUCUACGUGACGAGUGACGAUGAAUUCAUCAUCAAAACCGUCCAGCACAAAGAGGCGGAAUUCCUUCAGAAGCUGCUGCCCGGUUAUUACAUGAACUUGAAUCAGAACCCGCGGACGCUGCUGCCCAAGUUCUACGGGCUGUACUGCGUGCAGUCGGCCGGGGCGAUCACGCGCGUGGUGGUGAUGAACAACGUGCUGCCGCGGGCCAUGAAGAUGCACUACAAGUACGACCUGAAGGGCUCCACCCACAAGCGCCGGGCCUCGCGGAAAGAGCGGGAGAAGAGCAGCCCCACCUGCAAGGACCUGGACUUCCAGGAAACGCACGAGGACGGCCUGCACUUCGACCACGACACCUACAGCGCCCUCAUCAAGACCCUGCAGAGGGACUGCCGGGUUCUGGAGAGCUUUAAGAUCAUGGACUACAGCCUGCUGCUGGGCAUCCAUGUGCUGGACCAGAGCGCAAAGGACAGGGAGGCGGAGCAGACGGGCGGGGCAGGGGCGGGAGCGAUGGGCGGGGCAGGAGGGCGGCCUGUGGCCCAGAAGGUGCUGUACUCCACGGCCCUGGAGUCCAUCCAGGGGGACGGCAAAGCGGGCGAGGCUGUGACCACCGACGCCACUAUGGGCGGAAUUCCUGCAAAGCACAAAGAUGAGAAGCUGCUCAUCUUUUUGGGCAUCAUUGACAUUUUACAGUCCUACAGGUUCGUCAAGAAACUGGAGCACUCCUGGAAAGCUCUGGUGCAUGAUGGGGACUCGGUGUCUGUGCACCGGCCUAGUUUCUAUGCCGACAGGUUUCUGAAGUUCAUGAGCAACACCGUGUUUAAGAAGAUUCCUGGCAUCCGUUGUACUUCCUCCAAGAGGAAGAGGAGCUCAGUCAUGGCGCAGAAGUCUGCCUCCCAGGAGCUGCUGUCCUCCCACAGGGAGGAGAAGAAGGAAGAGAGGAGAGAGAGACUGGAGCGGGCACGCAGCCUAGCUAGCCUCAACGGACAUGUGCCCUACCGGCAUCCUGACCAGGCCGCGCUCCCAAAGGGCCUGUACCGGGCCAUCUCCAUGGCACCCACUACAUCUUCCUCGUCCCUGACUACUAUCAAUCAAAAUCUGGAGACUAAGUCAAAGAGCAGUGGUGACGUCUCUCGCUCCACCCUCACUCUAAAGGACAGCUCCUCCUCUUUGGCAUCUGCUCUCAGUGGGUCAAACAGGGACAAAGAUGACGGGACCGUACUGGAUGUGUACUUAGUGAGUACCUGUCCAAACAAUUCUGCCUGACCUGUGGCAUCACCCUUCUGUUGAGUUCCAGUGACAUCACCACCAACUCCACCCCUUGUUUAGUUCCAGCGACAUCAUCACUGACUCCAUCCCUCUGUUCAGUUCCAGUGACAUCAUCACUGACUCCACCCCUUCUGUUCAUUUCCAGUGACAUCAUCAUUGACUCCACCCCCCUGUUGAGUUCCAGUGACAUCAUCACUGACUCUACCCCUCUCUGCUAUUGGUUUGCAGUGAGAUCGUCACUGACUUCACCCCUCUCAGUCGGGUUCCAGUGACAUCAUCACUGACCCCACCCCCCUGUUCAGUUCCAGAGACAUCAUCACUGACUCCUGCCCUCUGUUGAGUUCCAGUGACAUCAUCACUGACUCCACCCCUCCCUGCUGUUGGUUUGCGGUGAGAUCGUCACUGACUCCACCCCUCUCAGUCGAGUUCCAGUGACAUCAUCACUGACUCCACCCCUCUGUUGAGUUCCAGUGACAUCAUCACUGACUCCACCCCUCUCUGCUGUUGGUUUGCAGUGAGAUCAUCACUGAUUCCGCCCCUCUCAGUCGAGUUCCAGUGAUGUGUGAAGGCUGAUGGUCACUGACCACCCUCCCGUUUAGGACUUAACACUGGGGAACACCCCCACCUGUCAAUCACCAUCAGUUGGCAUACUCCACUCACCUGUCAAUCAUCAUCAAUCAACAAAUUCCCCUCACCUGUCACCCACCCAUCAAUCGUUACACCACUCAUCUGUCAAUCACAACACUCCAGGUACAUUUGGGCAAGAAGGUUGUGGGUUUGAAUCUCGGCUUGGGCCUUUCUGUGCAGAGUUUGCAUGUUCUCCCCAUGUCUGCGUGGGUUUCCUCCAGGUACUCCAGUUUCCUCCCAUAGUCCAAAGACAUGCAGGUAGUUUAAUUGGUGACUCUAAAUUGCCCAUAGGUAUGAGUGUGUGAGUGAAUGGUGUGUGCCUUGCGAUAGAUGGGUGGCCUGUUCAGGGUGUAUUCCUGCCUCUUGCCCAAUGCAUGCUGGGAUGGGCUCCAGUACCCCCCACGACCCUGCCAGGGUAAGCGGGUAUAGCUAAUGGCUGGAUGGAAGAACAGUCAAUCUAUAUGAUAUCAGAUUUACAUGACAUUUACAUGUCAUCAUAUAUCCAUGUGCAAACAUUUCCAGAUGUCAUCAUAAAACUAGAUUUAUUUAUGUAAUAAAAUACAUUUCCCUUUUGUGCAUGCCUUAAGAGAAUGUUUACAGUUUUGUGACCUGUUGUCAAGCAGAAUCACAGUGUAAUUUAAAUUCACUUUCCAGUUGAAGGAGACAGGUAUGAUGUCACUUUAGACUCCACCCUCUGAAGGGGGUCUUAAAGAGACUGUCCUUUUGAAACGUUCUAAUACAUUUAAGUACUUUAUAAAGUUGAAGAAGGAUAUCUGAUAAGAAAUCACAGAACAUAGUUUGUAAAUUAUCAGGUGUAUUUUUUUCUGUAAUACCACCAUCUAUUAAUGUAUUUUGCAGUAUUGAAAUACUUGCAAUAGUUUAUGGAUCUAUAGUUUAUGGAAUUAUUCAAUAUUUUUGAAGUGAGGAGAUGGAUUUAUAGAUAAAACUGUGUGUUCGUGCAAGUAAUGUCAGACGUAUUGUGUGUGGUAACUGCAGAAUAAUUGUGUCUGUAUUUGUAAUGAUUCAUUACAUCAGUUAAAUUAUCUUUGAAUGUUUGAUCGAGCUGUGUUGCGUUUGAGAGUAAUUUAUUGAGCAAUUAAACAUGGUACUGUUGGCAGAUUAUGAAAUGCAAAGAAAAGCUGUGUGUAUAGAAAAUAAAUAACUUAUUUUAAACUCUG